Messenger RNA from Limulus polyphemus (Atlantic horseshoe crab), 368 nucleotides. Its product is annotated as histidine-rich protein PFHRP-II-like. The transcript has a single exon. Lineage: Eukaryota; Metazoa; Arthropoda; Merostomata; Xiphosura; Limulidae. The record is from RefSeq and is a predicted model, not a curated record. The annotation marks the transcript as partial.
CUCAGCAUGCUAACCACAGAGACAUAGUUCAGCAUGCUAACCACAGAGCCACAGUUCAGCAUGCUAACCACAGAGCCACAGUUCAGCAUGCUAACCACAGAGCCACAGUUCAGCAUGCUGACCACAGAGCCACAGUUCAGCAUGCUGACCACAGAGCCACAGUUCAGCAUGCUAACCACAGAGCCACAGUUCAGCAUGCUGACCACAGAGACAUAGUUCAGCAUGCUAACCACAGAGCCACAGUUCAGCAUGCUAACCACAGAGCCACAGUUCAGCAUGCUGACCACAGAGCCACAGUUCAGCAUGCUGACCACCGUGCCAAGCUCAGCCCGAUCCACAGUUCGCCACCUGUUACCGCCAAGAAAUAA